GUGAGGAGCACACUUCCUCUAAGGAACCAGCUUCUAACACUGGAAUAUUCACCACCUUUACCCCAGCAGAAGGAAUCACAGUUAUACUGCUUCUACACUGAACACAGAGAUGGAGAUGAGAAGCUUCACAAUAAUUCUGCUGGUACUAUGCUCCUAUCAUAAGUGUGUGGUGGUUGGAAGCCCAGAGAAGGAGCAUCUGAAUCACAAAGGGGAGCACAAGCUGACGAGGAACAGGAUCGCUACUACACAGUACCAGUGCUUCCAACGCAUGUUAAAGCAGGCACAGCGCAGAAACAAACCAGCAGGUCCAGUGUGUAACAUGACCUGGGAUGCGUGGCUGUGCUGGGAGGAGACCAAGGCAGGAGAGACAGCGGAGCAGAACUGUCCGGACUACUACGGGGACUUUGAUACCAGUGCCAUAGCCACCAAAGUGUGCUCGGAGACUGGCCAGUGGUGGCGCCAUCCUGAGAGUAAUCGCACCUGGACCAACUUCACCAGCUGCCAAGCCAACACAACACACAUGGAGGGCCACGCCAACCUCCAGUCAACGAUGACACACUUCUAUUUGGUGAUGAUCGGACACGGCCUCUCGCUCAUAUCCCUGCUCAUAUCUCUGGCAAUAUUCUUCCAUUUCAAGAGUUUGAGCUGUCAGAGGAUAACGUUACACAAAAACCUGUUCAUUUCCUGUGUUCUAAACUCUAUUAUCACUGUGGUCCUGCUCACCACUGUAGCCAAGAAAGAGGGACACUACAGCGAUUCGGUGAGUUGUAAACUGCUUAUGUUUAUUCACCUGUACCUGCUGAGCUGUAACUACUUCUGGAUGUUGUGUGAGGGCAUCUACCUGCACACUCUCAUCGUGGUGGCCGUGUUCGCAGAGAAGCAGCACCUGGUCUGGUACUACCUCCUGGGCUGGGGAUUCCCUCUCAUCCCCGCAGUCAUCCACUCUAUAGCACGGCGAUGCUACUACAACGACAAAUGCUGGGUCAGCGCACACACAUCAUUACUGUAUAUUAUCCACGGGCCCAUCUGUGCAGCUCUGGUGGUGAACUUGUUCUUCCUGCUGAACAUCGUGCGGGUGCUGAUCACAAAGCUGCGGGUGACCCACCAGGCUGAGUCCAGCCUGUACAUGAGGGCAGUGAGAGCCACCCUGAUCCUCAUCCCUCUGCUGGGCAUCCAGUAUGUGCUGUUGGCCUACAAGCCCCAGGAGCAUCAUGUGGCUGAAGUCUACCUCUACAUCAUGGAUGUCCUCAUGCACUACCAGGGUCUACUAGUCUCCACAAUAUUCUGUUUCUUCAAUGGAGAGGUCCAGAACGUUCUGCGGAGACACUGGAACCAACAGAGGAUGCAGUUAGCCGGCACUUUUGCCAACGCGGACUUCUUUAGAUCUGCCUCAUACGUGGCCUCCUCCCUGACCGAGGUGCACCGUUGUUAUAGCAUCGAUAGCCACACAGAGACCAUCAACGGGAAGAGCUACUCGGACAUCUUCAGGUCCGACAGCCCCUUUGUGUGAGGGAGAACCAAGGAGAACCUUCAAGACUUCACAGAAAAACUGUGAUAUCUAUGGACGCUUCACCAGACGUUUUUGGAAUUCAUUCAUAAGGAGUACUGUGGCAUUGGUGUGUACAAUUUACAAACUAAAUGGACUUGGAUUUAUAAUAUAAAUCUUGAUUUGAGUAGUUUUAGAUACAGUUUAUUUAUUGAU
Messenger RNA from Periophthalmus magnuspinnatus, 1702 nucleotides. RefSeq names its product calcitonin gene-related peptide type 1 receptor-like. The transcript is spliced from 13 exons. Bases 110 to 1510 code for a protein of 466 amino acids. Gene Ontology annotation, molecular function: adrenomedullin receptor activity; calcitonin receptor activity; calcitonin gene-related peptide receptor activity. Gene Ontology annotation, cellular component: plasma membrane. Gene Ontology annotation, biological process: angiogenesis; adenylate cyclase-activating G protein-coupled receptor signaling pathway; cell surface receptor signaling pathway. The record is from RefSeq and is a predicted model, not a curated record. NCBI's taxonomy places the organism in Eukaryota, Metazoa, Chordata, Actinopteri, Gobiiformes, Gobiidae.